AUGUCGGGCACUCGAGCGGCUGCGGCAGCAGCUGCAGCUUCCAACGAUCGCGCCCCUCGCCCUGCCGCCUGCGCUGCUGUCGGCGUUGGUUUGAAGAGGCUGCGAAGUGAGCCGGGCGGCAACCGUGUGACGGUAGUGCUCGGCGCUCAGUGGGGCGAUGAAGGGAAAGGCAAAGUGGUGGAUCUCCUGGCCACCGAGGCCGACAUCGUCUGUAGGUGCCAGGGUGGAAAUAAUGCAGGUCAUACCGUGGUUGUUGAUGGGAAGGAAUAUGAUUUUCACCUCUUUCCUAGUGGUAUAAUUAAUCCUAAGGCUGUUUCGUUUAUUGGUAACGGCGUGGUUAUACAUUUACCUGGCUUAUUUGAAGAGGCUGAAAAAAAUGAGAAAAAAGGAUUAAAAGAUUGGGAGAAAAGACUCAUCAUAUCAGACAGAGCACAUAUCGUGUUUGAUUUUCACCAGGCAGUUGAUGGACUUCAAGAAGUGCAACGUCAAGCACAAGAGGGGAAAAACAUUGGCACAACAAAAAAGGGAAUUGGACCAACUUAUUCUUCCAAGGCUGCACGGACAGGACUUCGGAUUUGUGAUCUUCUUUCAGACUUCAAUGAAUUUUCAUCAAGAUUUAAAAAUCUGGCUCACCAGUACAAGUCAAUGUUUCCUUCUUUAGAAGUUGACAUAGAAGGGCAACUAAAAAAACUAAAGGGAUAUGCUGAAACAAUAAGACCAAUGGUCCAAGAUGGAGUUUAUUUUAUGUACGAAGCACUACAUGGCUCUCCAAAGAAAAUUCUUGUGGAGGGUGCCAAUGCAGCACUGCUUGACAUUGACUUUGGCACAUAUCCUUUUGUGACAUCAUCAAACUGCACCGUGGGUGGUGUAUGCACUGGGCUGGGUAUUCCUCCUCAGUAUAUUGGAGAGGUGUAUGGGGUAGUAAAAGCCUACACAACAAGAGUGGGAAUUGGAGCCUUUCCAACUGAACAAAUAAAUGAAAUUGGAGACCUUUUACAGUCACGAGGUCAUGAAUGGGGUGUGACCACAGGCAGGAAAAGACGUUGUGGCUGGCUAGACCUUGUCAUUUUGAGAUACGCUCAUAUGAUCAACGGAUUUACUGCUCUGGCAUUGACAAAACUGGAUAUUCUGGAUGUCCUUGAUGAAAUCAGAAUUGGUGUGGCUUAUAGGUUAGAUGGAAAAAGAAUUCCAUAUUUUCCAGCUAAUCAGGAAAUAUUGCAGAAAGUAGAAGUGGAAUAUGAAACAAUGCCAGGAUGGAAGACAGACACAACUAGUGCCAGAAAAUGGGAGGACCUUCCAUCUAAAGCACAAAAUUACAUUAGAUUUGUGGAAAACCAUGUUGGUGUGUCAGUUAAAUGGGUUGGAGUUGGAAAAUCAAGAGAAUCAAUGAUCCAGCUCUUUUAAAGGCUCUUUUAAAGAAGGGCUGCACUGAGCAAGGGUUCACCUGAUCUUUUCUGCUCCCAAACUAAGACGAAGAUGCUUUUGAAAUCAAAACUGUCCUAGACUAUGAUUAAGAAACAAAUAUUUUCUCUUAUUUUCAAAUAUUACAAUGACUUGGGAACUACAUAAUAAUAACUGGAGUGAAUUGGUAGAGGAGAACCUUAAAUAAUGUUUUAAAAGUGUCAAACCCAUAUGGAAUUAUUUUUCCAAACUGCUAUCAAUAACAAACUUUCUACCACAAGGCUGUAAGCAAGAUGUCCUGUCCCUGUGUCAGGAAUCAGUGAAACGUAUGUAUCAUUUAAAACAAGGCUGCCUAAUGGUGCAUUGAAUGUCCUUAAAAGAUAGUAGAACUAAGCAACCCCUUUCAAGUCUGGGACUCAAAGCAGAAUUAUCUUGCAGUCUGUAUUUGCUUAUCAGUAAACAAAACAGAUACCAAAAGAGAAAGGGAAGCAAAAGAGGUUAUGUCAUAGAAGAAGGAACAAGCCAAUACCUGAAGUCAUUUGUUGGCAGUGGAUCAGACGGGAUACAGCUGUCAGAACUUAGGACAAAGAGCUUCCCUUCAUUCAUAUAUUUUCCAGUAGGUGCUUCACAUGAAGCCCUCAGAAGUUCUGUUCUUUCAGCCCAUUGUAUGUUAGGCAAGAAAACAAAGAAAAGGCAAGUAAACAAACCUGAAGCAGAUUUUGAAAACGCAUUUUAACAGAUCAUACCAACAUAAUAUCUUGCAGUACAUCGCUGUGAAGGUACCAUCUGUAACUUCACUUUUUUACUAUGCUCUCAGGCCAUCUUCUUCCCUCACUGUUGCUUACCUCUGCUCACUUGAGCUUCAGCAAAAUAUAAGA
Molecule: messenger RNA, 2279 nt
Organism: Candoia aspera
Lineage: Eukaryota; Metazoa; Chordata; Lepidosauria; Squamata; Candoiidae
Gene: ADSS1
Product: adenylosuccinate synthase 1
Exons: 13
Coding region: 1-1404 (467 amino acids)
Biological process (GO): IMP metabolic process; 'de novo' AMP biosynthetic process
Cellular component (GO): cytoplasm
Molecular function (GO): GTP binding; adenylosuccinate synthase activity
Source: RefSeq, a predicted model, not a curated record